AUGGACGUUGACAGCAGCAAGCAGCCCCCGCUCCCGCAGAUCCAGCCCUGUAGGUACAAGGUUGGCAAAACCCUGGGAGCUGGCUCCUAUUCCGUGGUCAAGGAGUGCGUCCACAUCGACACUGGCCGGUAUUAUGCCGCCAAGGUGAUUAACAAGCGACUGAUGGCAGGCCGUGAGCACAUGGUUCGAAACGAAAUCGCCGUGCUCAAAAAGGUCUCCAUGGGCCACCGCAACAUCCUCACCCUCGUCGACUACUUCGAGACCAUGAACAACCUGUACCUGGUGACGGACCUGGCCCUGGGCGGCGAGCUCUUCGACCGCAUCUGCCGCAAGGGGUCGUACUACGAGUCCGACGCGGCCGACCUCAUCCGCGCCACCCUCUCGGCGGUGGCGUACCUGCACGACCACGGCAUCGUCCACCGCGACCUCAAGCCCGAGAACCUGCUGUUCAGGACGCCCGAGGACAACGCGGACCUGCUGAUUGCCGACUUUGGCCUGUCGCGCAUCAUGGACGAGCACAAGUUCCACGUGCUGACGACGACGUGCGGCACGCCGGGCUACAUGGCCCCCGAGAUCUUCAAGAAGACGGGCCACGGCAAGCCCGUCGACCUCUGGGCCCUCGGCGUCAUCACCUACUUCCUCCUCUGCGGCUACACCCCCUUCGACCGCGACUCGGACUUUGAGGAGAUGCAGGCCAUCCUCAGCGCCGAGUACAGCUUCGCCCCCGUCGAGUACUGGCGCGGCGUCUCCGGCCACGCCAAGGACUUUAUCCGCCGCUGCCUCACCAUCGACCACGCGAGGCGCAUCACCGCCCACGAGGCCCUGCAGCACGCCUUUGUGGCCCGCCAGCAGCCCGCCGACGGGGCCGGCGCCGGCGAGAACCUGCUGCCCACCAUCAAGAAGAACUUCAACGCCCGCCGCACCCUGCACGCCGCCAUCGACACCGUCCGCGCCAUCAACAAGCUGCGCGAGGCGCAGCAUCUCAUGGACGGCGCCCGCUCCCGGGAACCCGAUCGCGGGUCCGCGCCGCACCGCAAAGACGCCGACGCCGACGCCGACGUGCCUCUCUGCAAGGAAGACAGCGGGUACGGCACGCAGCACGACUCGGACGUGGCCAUGCGCGACGCCCAUUCCACACCGCUCCCCUCGACGACGACGACGACGACGACGACGACGACGACGACGACGACGACGACGACUGUGCCCGCCUCGCUACAGCCCGGCAACCAAGCAAACAAGGUUAUCCAGACGAGCAGGGGCCUAUGGAGCAGCCCUACGUCAAACAGAUAG
Molecule: messenger RNA, 1290 nt
Organism: Ustilaginoidea virens
Lineage: Eukaryota; Fungi; Ascomycota; Sordariomycetes; Hypocreales; Clavicipitaceae
Exons: 2
Coding region: 1-1290 (429 amino acids)
Biological process (GO): protein phosphorylation; cellular response to oxidative stress
Molecular function (GO): ATP binding; calmodulin binding; calcium/calmodulin-dependent protein kinase activity
Source: RefSeq, a predicted model, not a curated record